UAGUCCUUGGAUUUUUUAUGUCAGUUUGUGUUAUUGUCAGAUAUGUUUAUGUUUCAUUGUACUCCAUUUAUUUUGAAUUUGUUGUCUUGAUAUAUUUGGAAAUGAGCCUGCACAUUUUUGUGCUGUCUGCUAUAACUAUAGGGAAAUUUAGCAAUAUGGUGGAAGCAAAAUAUUGCCCGAUAGAAAUUGACGGAGAUGUCAAGUAUUACAUUUGCCCCCGCAAUGAGAUAUGCUGCACAUUUGGAUGCUGCAUCUCCUCCAACUUCCACUUCUACCAGCUUUGGUAUUAUUGGCUCAUGGUGAUCUUGAUGUUCCUUCUGUGCUCUGGCGGUACGUGGUGGUACCGUUACUGGUUACAGGAAGGACACUACCCUCCCGCCCCACCACCUAGUCAUCGGCCCCCUCACCAACACCUGCGACCCCGACCCCCCGCCACACGUGUCGCUUAUCACGCUGGCCGGAACACUGUUGUUGUUCAACAGAUCUGGAAGCCCCAGAGAAAUGGACCCAUGGGUUACCCUACACCGCCGCCCUCGUACAGUGUGGUGCAGAAUUCGAGUGCAGGGGUUCAGUCGGGGGCAUCGGGAGUCCCCACUCAUCUGGCCAAGCUGAAGCCCUCCCCUUACUACCAGUUGUAUGGGCCUCCGCCCAGCUACGACUCUGUCAUCACCGAAGCGCUGUCUGAGCGAAGACCGGACGGUACAUGUGACUUGGUGCCACGAGUACACGAAAACCAGACACGUGAUGUACCACUACAGUCAUCUACUGCUGCUGUCACCCCGAGUUCACAGUCCUCGUCCUCGUCGAGAAGCUGCCGUAACAACGACUCAGAGCUGCCCAAGUAGUAUCCACUGCCGAGUUUAUGUUUUUCAUUUAAAAGUUACCAUUUUUUACUCUAGAUUGAUAGUCUAUUGUGAUAUCAAUAUCAAACAUCAUACUUUAAAUUUGAGCUCACUCAUUUGGAAAGAAUUAACACCGAUUUCUUCAAAAAUAAAAGGCCCACUCAUAAAAAUAAUAUCUUUAAUAUAUAUUAAAGUUUCUCCAAUUUGGGAUGAAAAUAAAACUGAAUUAGAAAGUAAAUUUUGGUUUUUCUAACCACUAAAUUCAUCUUGGAAUAUGCCCCAUACUUGCAUAAUCAACAAGUGCAUAGUCCUUAACCUUAUUUAUAUUCCGCCUGGUUUAUGGUUCAGGGGAUUGUAAAUUAAUUCAGUUUACAGUAGGUUCUUCUCUUUUUUUGUCUAACUUGGAUUAGACUUUCUUGUUGAUUUUGGACGAGUGUUACUAUGCGUAUAGUUAGUAGUACUGCUGGGCAUGAAUUAUUAUUACUUUCCCAUUAAUGCUAAUUGAUGUAUGAGUGUGGGUACUGUUUGAUUAUGUCGGCUCAUAAUUUAAAUUUAAUUUUUUUUAUCAAACAUAACUAAACAGCUUAGAACGAAACAUUUAGCUAACACAUCAACAAUUAAAUUUAAUAAACAAGUUAUUUAAAUUGAUAAUUAUUUAGAUAUCCAUUGUUUAGAUUAGUUCAUGGCAAUGUAUAAUACAAAUGAGUGAGUCAUUUAAAGUUGUAUUCCUCAUUUAUGUUUUUAUUUGUGCACAAAUCGAACAGCAAGGGAAUAUGAUAAUUUUUUCUUGACAUAAUUAUUUUUGUAGAGAAUGUAGAGGAGAAGAUGAGGUAUAUCUGAUAAAUAUCACUGUUUGUAAUUAACAAUGCGAAUUACAAGUAUUUAGCUAUGAGAUAGUCAUAUACAAAAAGGGUAUAAAUCACUCAUCUAUCUUUCUUGUAACUCUUCACAAAUUGUACUUUCCAUUCCUUAGUUGUAAACUUACUUGUGGAAUUUUACAAUUUAAAAUGCUACAUGAUCUCUUAAUUUGUGAGAUAACGCUAUGUUAUCGCUAGGUAAAACAUUGUACAUAUGCCUUAUCAUAUGCUUCUGGGAGAGAGAUAAACAGUGCAUUUUGUUUACAAUAUUUAUGGUAAUGUGUAUAAAAUAGCUACUUUUUGCACUUUAUUUAAAUAAUUAUUUAAUUGCAUAAUAGUGAAGUUAUGCAUUGAUAUCACAUACAUAGAGCUGGAAGACUGUUUGCAGUAUUGUUAAAUGUAAAUAUUAAUACAUUUGGCUGCUUUUUACACGUCCAUUGCAGGUAGCUGUCAGGAAUAGUUUGCAUCUUGCAAUAAAACUCCAUUUGGACAGUUAUGAGCCCCUUACAAAAACACUGGUGGAUUUCUGGACAGUUAACCCUUUGCACGCCACUAUCGUUAUGUUGUUUCUGUAAGUCCAAAGCUAAUUUUUAUUAUAACUAAAUUAUAAAAGGUAAAAGCAAAAAAGGUAUAAAACAGGGCAUUUUACUUAAAAUUAGCGUAUUUAUUGUUAAAAAUAAAAAAGAACUAUUUA
Homalodisca vitripennis (glassy-winged sharpshooter) is the source of this 2393-nucleotide messenger RNA. Its product is annotated as vesicular, overexpressed in cancer, prosurvival protein 1-like. Lineage: Eukaryota; Metazoa; Arthropoda; Insecta; Hemiptera; Cicadellidae. The coding region runs from base 18 to 845 and encodes 275 amino acids. The record is from RefSeq and is a predicted model, not a curated record. The transcript has 4 exons.